AUGCCUAGGCUAGACAAUGAGGGCCGCGAGGUGAAUUUUGUGGAUACUCUCUAUACCAAAGGGAGGCACCAGAACACCCGGUUCUUGGUGAGGCCGCCAUUCCGUUUGGGUCUGAAGUUUUCCGGCUUCAUUCUAUCGGUUCCAGCACAUUUGCAUUUCUGUCUAGGCGAAAUAAUUUUUGGAGGUUGCAUGGGUUCGUAUAACGAGCUGAUAUUUCUUCCCGCCUGGGCACCUUUGCAUCGCAUCCCAGCCGAUUGGACGUCAGGCAAGGCCGCCGGUAUCGCCGCCAUGCUCUCCGUCUCUUAUACAGCGCUGCUCCAAGCUAGGAUCCAGCCUCGCGCUGAUGUAGCCUUCGGUCCCAUUGGGCGCAUCGACCGGAACUUGAAGUGCAUUGCUCACUGGGGCAAGGUUCUGAUCGUGGGCUUCGCCGGCAUAAAAGUUGGGAUGGAACAUAUCGCCAUGAACGGAGUGUUUCUGAAGCAAGUCUUACUGGUCAGCUAUAUGAAAAAGGGCGAAGGAAAUGGAUUGCAAUCACCCAUAGUGAAUAACCCGAUACAGCCUACCGUGUACGAGAUUGAAUACAAUGGGCUCGAAAAUGCCCCUCGGGCGCUUGAAAGAUAUGACGAACCGAAAGGUAUGGGGCAAGGCAGUCGUCGUGCUGAAUAA
Colletotrichum navitas is the source of this 666-nucleotide messenger RNA. RefSeq lists its product as uncharacterized. NCBI's taxonomy places the organism in Eukaryota, Fungi, Ascomycota, Sordariomycetes, Glomerellales, Glomerellaceae. Bases 1 to 666 code for a protein of 221 amino acids. The transcript has 5 exons. The record is from RefSeq and is a predicted model, not a curated record.